UGUCCCUUAUAUAAAAUGGAAAAUCCAGAUCAAGAUGGCGACGUAUCAGGAACGAUAUCACUUGUUAUGACCCAAUGUUGCAAACGAAUAAAGGACACUGUUCAAAAAUUGGCAUCAGAUCAUAAGGAUAUCCACAGUAGUGUUUCUCGCGUUGGGAAAGCUAUCGACAAGAAUUUUGACUCUGACAUCAGCAGUGUGGGAAUUGAUGGAUGUUGGCAGGCUGAUAGCCAGCGAAUUUUGAAUGAGGUGAUGGUAGAACACUUUUUUCGGCAAGGAAUGCUAGAUGUAGCCGAAGAGCUUUGUCAGGAGUCUGGGCUUUCAAUAGACCAAAGUCAAAAGCAACCAUUUGUGGAGCUGAACCGAAUACUGGAAGCACUUAAAGUUAGAGUUUUGAGACCUGCAUUAGAGUGGGCUGUAUCGAACAGAGACAUGCUUAUGGCACAGAAUAGCUCCUUAGAGUUUAAACUACACAGAUUGUAUUUUAUUAGUUUAUUAAUGGGUGGAACUUCAAACCAGAGAGAAGCUUUGCAAUAUGCUAAAAACUUUCAACCUUUUGCUCUUAACCAUCAGAAAGAUAUUCAAGUUUUAAUGGGAAGCCUAGUGUACCUUAGGCAAGGAAUAGAAAAUUCUCCAUAUGUCCAUUUAUUGGAUGCAAACCAGUGGGCAGACAUCUGUGACAUCUUUACAAGAGAUGCUUGUGCUCUUCUGGGACUUUCAGUUGAAUCACCUCUUAGUGUUAGCUUUUCAGCAGGUUGUGUAGCAUUGCCUGCUCUAAUUAAUAUAAAAGCUGUGAUUGAACAGAGACAGUGCACUGGUGUUUGGAAUCAGAAAGAUGAAUUACCGAUUGAAGUGGACCUUGGGAAAAAGUGCUGGUAUCAUUCAAUAUUUGCCUGUCCCAUCCUUCGUCAGCAAACGACAGAUAAUAACCCACCUAUGAAGUUGGUCUGUGGCCAUAUUAUAUCAAGAGAUGCUCUAAAUAAAAUGUUUAAUGGCAGCAAAUUAAAAUGUCCUUAUUGUCCUAUGGAACAGAGUCCUGGAGACGCCAAACAGAUAUUCUUCUGAGGACACAGUUCACUGUGUAGUUUAUGCGUGUGUUUUGGGAGACUGAAACAAGCAAAUGUUCCAUUUUCUGCUGUACAGACCAAGGAGGACUUCUGUGUUUUGUAUAAGCCUAAUGCUCCAGAAAUUUUUGCCAACAUUUAGUGCAGACAUACAGAUUGGAAAAGCUGCCGAAGUAAUAUCUGUUAUAGGGCUUUUACUCUACCUUUGGUCUCCAUAACUGAUCAAGAUACUACACCAGCAGUUGUCAUUCAAUGCAGGUUUUUGUACUUAAUUGUGUGGUGACUUCAUUUUUUAAAGACAAACAGAAACCAAUCAGCAUAUAGGUCUAAUGUUUGUCCUGCUUUUAUCACCCUGAUUGAUAAAUGUCACCAUAAAGAAUGUGUGGGGAGAGUUUUUAUUUCCUUAGCAUGUAAAUAAUUAAGAGAGGACUUCAGGAAGAAAAGUUUGAUAAAUUGAAUAGUGGUUAUAGACAUACCUGUUUUUCUGUUGCUAUUGUUUUUCUCAACCCAAAGCUGUGAUAUUCUAAGGUUUCCCCCCCCCCCCCCUGCUGAACAUUUCCCCCAGCUUUUAAACAAAAUUCCAAUUGAAUGUGCUUAUCUAUAAACUACAUACAUAUAUAACAGAGUUCAAAACCAUUUUUGAUUUAGAAAGACAGCUAUUUUAUGAGGACUCCCAGAACUGGGAAUCCUGUUCAGUUGAUUUCAUGAAUGAGAGCUCUUUGUGUAGCUGAGAGUAUUCAAUAAAGUGGAGCUCGGUACUGGAAAGAAAUUUUGUCAAUGCAUAAUUGCUCUCCAGCUUUUUUAGUCAUGAUCAAAACUUUGUACUCAAGAUCAGUGUCAUGUACAGUUUGCUAGACAUGAUAGUUACAUUAUUUAUAAAGUUAUCAGAACCAAAUAAAAUGUUGAUAAUGUCCGUUGUUGAAAUGGGGGGAAAGAACAUGUUCCAGUUAUCUCAGUAAUCCAGUAGUCUUUUUAUCACAAGACUGAACUGACAUCAUUUUACCGCUAAUAUGUGUUCUGCAACUGAGAGCAUUGUGCUUGUGAUUCUGUCCUUAUUAGCACUGCAAAAGCUAAUAUCAUCUUAAAUUUACUGUUCUUGGUGACAAAGUGCAUGUCUGGACUAGAGACCUUUCCAGAUAACUUGAAAAUCACAGCCUAGGAGGGGAGGCAUUAGGGCAUCCUCCAUAUUCUAGCCAACUUAACAAUGCCCUGAGUUUUCUGGUGAAAGCUAUGUAUGACAGACAUAUUGAUUUGUAUAUCUGCUAUAGAUAAUAUCCACAGCGACUAUAUGCUUCUGGGGUUGAGGCACAUUAUUGCAGAUUUCUUGUGCUGUCCAGUAAUAGGACACAUUAACAUGUGAAAUAAUCAAUUAUUUGAUUCUGUGACUAAAAAAAGAACAACUCUUCAUAUGGUUGUAUACUAAAUCAAAUGCACCAGUGUAAUGCAUUACACAGAAAAAUGUUGAUAAUGGGUAUUUUUGGUUUUGCUCCUGGUUUCUGCUAAAUGGUCAGGACCAUUAAUAAUAUACUGCAGCAAACCCAUUCUAUUCAAACAGAAAAACAGAUGAUUUUUGUCAGAGGACGCCUGCACUGUUGUUUUACAAAGAGAUAUCUGUACCGCAUAUUAAAAGAAAUCCCAGAAGAGUAAUGGUACACGAUUUAACAUACUUUUCUAGUUUUGGUGAAGCUGCAUUUAACAAGGAAAGGAACUGCAUAUUUGUGAACUUGAGUGAACCAAAGGUGUAUUUGUCUUUAAAUGGUAAAAGAAAACUUUCACCCAACCAGCCUUGUAACUUGCAGUUCUGCCCAUGAGCAUUCUAAUGCAAGAAUAUCUACACACUUGUACGUAGUUGCAUGUGUGUGUCCCUAGGAAUUGGGUGAACUUGAAUGCUUGGGCUGAUAGCCAGUAAGUCUGUUACCAUCCUAUUAGCUCAAGAGCCCCUGCUGGUUUGCCUGCAUUUACUUAGGAAUAUAAGGACUGACAUCUUCAUACCAAAAUAUAAGGACUGACAUGGCGUUUUAGAGUACUUGAAGUGACUGAUAUAGUUUGCUCGCCCUUGUACUUGUAAUCAAUAUACCUAUUGUUAAUCCAGUUCUAGCGGGGAUGUUGAUGUUUAACUGCACUAUCUCAAAAUCUGUAUGAUGGUAUAGUGUGAAGGAUGUGAGUUACUAUUCCAUGUAAUUUUGGGAAUGUACUUGUAUACUUUAAAGAAUACCUAGGUAUUUAAUGAAUGAUGUGUUUUUGGUAUCACAUACAACACAUAUAGAGUUCUCUGCACAUGGGUUUAACCCUGCUUAUUGAGUCCAUUGAUUCUCAAUGAGAUGAAGGAUUUCUGGGCCUUUUCAUUCUUUCAGGACUACCAACUGCCUUCACUUUUGGCUUUCUUGAAAAUAGGGCAGUAUACAGUGGGCCCUUGGUAUCUGCUAAGGUUUGGUUCCAGGUCCCUGCAUGGAUGCCAAAAUCAGUGGAUGCUCAAGUCCUUAAAUACAAUGAUAUAGAAAUGGUGCCCCUUAUAUUAAAAGGCAAAUUCAAGGUUUGCUUUUUGAAAUUUAUAUAUAUUUUCUAGUAUUUUCAAACCGUGGAUGGUUGAAUCCAUGGAUAAGGAAUCUGUGGAUGUGGAGGGCUGACUGUGAUUAUAUUUAAUAACUAUGAAAUAGCAGAACCCUCCUUUCACAAUGACAAGCCCACUUGGUUUGUGCUAACUGUAAUUUCAGUUCAUCAGAGUAUGUUUAAAUUAUUUUACUCUUGCUAAUCUUUUAAGCCAUUUUAUAUCUGUAUUUGAAAAUUAUAUUUAUUGUUCUAGUUGCUGUCUAAAUAUACAUUUAUUUGUUUAGGGAUUUCCCCUCAUAUUCCCAAGAGUAAGAGCCAUUCCCAAGAAUGAGAGCCAGUGUGGUGGAGUGGUUUGAGUGCUAAAUUAGAUCGCUGGGAGACCAGCAUUCAGAUCCCUGCUCAGCUAUGGAAAAUGUGACCUUGGGCAAGUCACACUCUCUCAUCCUCAGAGGAAGGCAAUGAAAAACCCUCUCUGAAGAAAUCUUGCCAAGAAAAUCCUAUUAUAGGAUUGCCAUGAAUUAGAGUCUACUAUAAGGCACACAACAACAUUAUAUGUGAUUCCUAUUAAGCAAACCUCCCCAUUGCUUUGAGAGUGAGCAAAGUCCAUCAUUGCUUUGGGAAAUAUAUUGAUUUGUGCUGACAGUGAAAGGUGAAGUUGACAAUGUAGAAAUGGAUGAUCUGGCAUUUACAACAAUAUGAUGCAUAUGAACAUGUUCAGUGCAUGUAAUAUGUUCAUGUGAACUGUGGUGUGCUUUUACUAGCCACUAUAGAGAAUUCUUUUCAGUGUUCAGCAUGGAAACUUCAUUUUGACAGCUCUCUGCUUAUGAACAAUUGUGAUGCAUUCCUGAAUAAAUGUAUGGGAAUGAUACAAAAGGUAGAACUUUAUUAGACCUACAGUCCAUAAUAUGCUGUAUUAUGUUCCGCUGUCACUGUAAUGAGUAAAAAUGUUUGGUAAAGUUG
Molecule: messenger RNA, 4571 nt
Organism: Sceloporus undulatus (fence lizard)
Lineage: Eukaryota; Metazoa; Chordata; Lepidosauria; Squamata; Phrynosomatidae
Gene: RMND5A
Product: required for meiotic nuclear division 5 homolog A
Exons: 9
Coding region: 16-1062 (348 amino acids)
Biological process (GO): proteasome-mediated ubiquitin-dependent protein catabolic process
Cellular component (GO): nucleus; GID complex; cytoplasm
Molecular function (GO): protein binding; ubiquitin protein ligase activity
Source: RefSeq, a predicted model, not a curated record